GGUGGCGGGGCCAGCGGAGAAGGAUGCGUUUCUUCCCGUGGGGAUUUUGGCUGCUGUGUGUCGCCUCCGCCCCGGCUCGCGGUGACAGCGGCAGCAAGGCGAGGAGCUGCGCCGAGGUCCGGCAGCUGUAUGGGGCCAAGGGCUUCAGCCUCAGUGGCGUGCCCCAGGCCGAGAUCUCCGGGGAGCACCUGCGAAUCUGCCCACAAGGCUAUACCUGCUGCACCAGCGAGAUGGAGGAGAACUUUGCAAACAAAAGCCGAAGUGAAUUUGAAGCCAUGAUGAAAGAGGCUGGUCGCUCUGUGCAGACGACCCUAACAGCGCAGCACAGAAGCUUUGACAGUUAUUUCCAGGAUUUGUUGAACAAGUCAGAAAAGGCCCUUUAUGAUGCUUUUCCAAGCAUGUAUGGAGAAUUGUAUACUCAAAACAUGAAGAUCUUCAAGGACUUGUACAGCGAGCUACGCCGCUAUUACCGGGGCUCCAACAUCAACUUGGAAGAGGCCCUCAAUGAGUUCUGGACACGCUUGCUGGAGCGGCUCUUCAAGCUGAUGAAUCCCCAGUACCAUAUCACAGAUGAGUACCUGGACUGCAUGGUGAAACAUGCGGAGCAGCACAAACCCUUCGGGGAAGUUCCCAGGGACCUGAAGGUGAAGGCAACCCGAGCCUUCAUUGCAGCGCGCUCCUAUGCACAGGGCUUUCUUGUGGGCAGCGAUGUGGUCAAAAAGGUGUCUCAGGUAUCUCUCAGCCAUGAGUGCACUCGCGCCAUCAUGAAGCUGAUGUACUGCCCGCACUGCCGAGGCAUGUCCAGUGUGAAGCCGUGCAACAACUACUGCCUGAACGUUGUGAAGGGCUGCCUGGCCAACCAAGCAGACCUGAACACCGAGUGGAAGUACCUGAUGGAUUCCCUGGUUGUAGUGGCUGAUCGGAUUGAUGGACCUUACAACGUAGACACCGUAAUAGGGACCAUUCACAUGAGGAUCGCUGAAGCAAUUUCUAACUUGCAAGAAAACAAAGAUUCGAUCACAGCCAAGGUUUUCCAAGGCUGUGGAAAUCCCAAAAUCAGCACAAAAGGCUCCAGCAGUGAUGACAAGAAAAGGAGGGGGAAGGUUGCAUUGGAAGCAAAAUCUUCUGCGCAAGCACUGGAGAUGCUGGUUUUAGAUGCCAAAGGGAACCUGACAACUCUCAAGACUUACUGGAUCACCCUGCCCAGCAGCCUAUGCAGCAAAAAAGUAAUGGCCAGCUCAGCAGCAGACGACAAGUGUUGGAACGGGAUGACCAAGGGCAGUUACCUGCCUGAAGUGAUGGGGGACGGCUUAGCUAAUCAGAUUAACAACCCGGAGGUAGAGGUGGACAUCACCAAGCCAGAUAUGACCAUUCGCCAGCAAAUCAUGCAGCUAAAGAUCAUGACAAACCGGCUGGGCAACGCUAACAUUGGGAAUGAUGUGGAUUUCCAAGACGCAAGUGAUGACAUGAGCGGCUCUGGAAGUGGUGACAGUUGUCCUGACGACGUCUGUGGCAAAAGACUUUCUAAGAGCCCCAGCACCAGGCAGCCAGAAACGCAUGCUAUUCCUAAGCAGUCUGGACAUGGCAUCAAUGGGGCCAGCAGCAGAUCUUUGCCUUCUGCCUUCCUCCUCCUCCUUUCGGUGGCUUUCAUUGCCACGCAGCACUUGUGGCGGUAACUCACUAGCACAGCCAGGAAAGAGACUGCAGCCGAGGGCUUCACUUUGCCAAAAUCAACCAACCAACCAACCAAAGGACAUAUUUAAUUCACCUUGGCAA
Molecule: messenger RNA, 1776 nt
Organism: Haliaeetus leucocephalus (bald eagle)
Lineage: Eukaryota; Metazoa; Chordata; Aves; Accipitriformes; Accipitridae
Gene: GPC1
Product: glypican 1
Exons: 9
Coding region: 24-1676 (550 amino acids)
Biological process (GO): negative regulation of fibroblast growth factor receptor signaling pathway; cell migration; regulation of protein localization to membrane
Cellular component (GO): extracellular region; cell surface; plasma membrane
Molecular function (GO): fibroblast growth factor binding
Source: RefSeq, a predicted model, not a curated record